Sorghum bicolor (sorghum) is the source of this 2754-nucleotide messenger RNA. RefSeq lists its product as uncharacterized. Gene Ontology annotation, molecular function: protein binding. The record is from RefSeq and is a predicted model, not a curated record. The transcript has 3 exons. The coding region runs from base 429 to 2309 and encodes 626 amino acids. Lineage: Eukaryota; Viridiplantae; Streptophyta; Magnoliopsida; Poales; Poaceae.
GCUAGGAUGGCGAGGGAUCGAAGCUUUCUCUGAAAGGGAAAGCAGCGAGGAGCGAGAGAGAGAGAGAGAGAGGGGAGAGAGGCAGUGGGGUGCAGUGCAGUCAAAGCUGGCAUGGCAUUUAUCUCUCUCUCCUCUCUCUGACUCCGAAUUGUGUAUUCCCAUUUUCUUUCCCACUCAAUUCAAACCCCAGAAAAGCUUAUGAAAAUAGAGCAGUACUACGCCGAGAGGCGAUAGAUUUUGGGAGCUAGUACUGGCCCCGUAUAUAUAACCUCCUCUCUCUUCUCGCCUUCUCGCCUUCGAUUGCCCAUCCGGCCUUCCUACCUCCUCGCCCUCCCCAUCCCCCCUCACCUUCUCUCUCCGUGUCCUCCCCUCGCUUUCGGAUCGAUUCAGGCUACGCGUGGGUUGCGCCGAUUGAUGCGAGGGAGGCAAUGGCGGUGUCCUCGCCUUCUUCUGCUCCGGAGAAGAAAAGGAAGUGGCUGCUCAGCAACAGGAAGGUGAUCGACAAGUACCUGCGGGAGGCGAGGAAGAUUCUUGCGGCGGCGCCGGAGGGCGGCGGCGGGGACGCGGUGGCGGCGCUCGGCCUGGUGGACGCGGCGCUGGAGCUGUCGCCGCGGAUGGAGGCCGCCCUGGAGCUGCGGGCGCGCGCGCUCCUCGCGCUGCGACGCUACAGGGAGGUCGCGGAGAUGCUCCGCGAUUACAUCCCCAGCUGCGGCAAGUCGUGCUCGGGCGAGGACACCUCGUCGUCCUCGUCGGCGUCCCUCCUGUCCACGGGCUCCGGUGACCUCGGCACGAUUUCCCGUGCCAAGCUCCUCUCGCCCGACCGCCACCGCUCCGACGACGCGGAGCCUGACGCUCGCCCUGUCCGCUCCUUCCGCUGCUUCGACAUCUCCGAGCUCAAGCGCCGCGUCCUUGCCGGCCUCUCCAAGAAUCCCAACACGGAGACCCAGUGGAGGUACUUGGUCCUGGGCCAAGCUUGCUUCCACCUCGGCCUCAUUGAGGACGCUAUGGUGCUGCUCCAGACCGGCCGCCGCCUGGCCUCGGCGGCGUUCCGCCGCGAGAGCGUGUGCUGGUCGGACGACAGCUUCUCGUCGUCCGCCGCCGCCGCCGCGGCUCCCUCCGUCCCGUCCGGCAAGACAUCCAAGUCCGGUUCGGCGUUCAUAAUCCCGGCGAUGGAGUCGGAGGCCGUGUCCCAGCUGCUGGCGCACGUGAAGCUCCUGCUCCGGCGCCGCGCGGCUGCCAUGGCCGCGCUGGACGCCGGUCUCCCUGCCGAGGCUGUGCGCCAUUUCACCAAGAUCCUCGAGGCACGCCGUGGCGUGCUGCCGCACCCGUUCGCCGCCGCCUGCCUCGUCGGCCGCGCCGCCGCGUUCCAGGCCGGUGGCCGUCCUGCGGACGCCAUCGCGGACUGCAACCGUGCGCUCGCUCUGGACCCUGCCUACAUUCCGGCGCUCCGUGCCCGCGCCGACCUCCUCCAGUCCGUGGGCGCGCUCGCCGACUGCCUCCGUGACCUCGACCACCUCAAGCUCCUGUAUGACGCCGCGCUCCGCGACGGCAAGCUUCCGGGUCCCCGGUGGCGGCCGCAGGGCGGCGUGCGGUACCGCGAGAUCGCCGGCGCGCACCGCAAGCUGACGGCCCGCAUCCAGGGGCUGCGCAGCCGCGUCGCCGCCGGCGAGGCGUGCAACAUCGACUACUACCUGCUGCUGGGCGUGCGGCGCGGGUGCACGCGCUCCGAGCUGGAACGCGCGCACCUGCUGCUCUCCCUGAAGCUCAAGCCUGACCGCGCCGUGGUGUUCGGGGAACGCCUUGAGCUCGUGGACGAGCACCGCGACCUGGAGGCGGUGCGUGACCAGGCGCGCAUGUCCGCGCUGCUGCUGUACCGGAUGCUGCAGAAGGGCUACUCGUUCGUCAUGUCAGCCGUUCUGGACGAGGAGGCCGCCGAGAGGCAGAGGGCAAAGGACGCCGCCGAGGCCGCAGCUGCUGCCGCGGCUGCCGCGCUGGCGGCCAAGCAGGAAGCCGCGAAGCAGGAACCACCACAGCAGCCCGUGGUGCCUGAGAAAUCCAAGAACACGGAGACGGAGAGCGGGCGUCCUAGAAGCCCACCGGGCCGCGCGCAGACGGCGAACGCAAAACCGAAACCGAAGGCCAAGGCCGCGACCACGGCGACAAUGCCGGCGGCGGCGGCCGUGACGUCCACAGCCCCUGUUUACCAGGGGGUGUUCUGCCGCGACAUGGCGGUGGUGGGAACCCUGCUGUCCCGCGGCGGCGGCUUCGACCGCGCGCUGCCGGUGAAAUGCGAGGCGAUGAGCUGCUGACGGAAGCCAUCGUGUCUCCGGCGUCCUACACAACACAUGACAUGUGCGACGUGGCGUGCACCGAGACGGAGACAGGUGGGAACGUGAGAUCCAGCGAGGUGGCGGGAAAGCGGUGAUGCGUUUGAAUUGUUUGGUCGUCCAGCUCGCUGUUGUACAGUUUGGGGGAAGUGGGAUGGGUAUUGGCUGGGAGAGGAGUGGGACUGACGGCAAAUGGCGAGAGGUAAAAAAAUUGUUGGGAUGCAGGGUGAUGGGGAGCUAGUGGACGGUAAUUUUUGCUGCAUCUUCAUGAAUUGAGUUGUUUACAUUACACAAGUGCUUUGUACCUCGCCGUCGUUGCCUCGUGCUGCAGGUUUCACGCUGAAACCUGACCCGUCUGCUGUGUACUGUACAGACUUUCACUCGUUGAUUGUUUUUUUCCGCAAUGCAAGAUCAGAAUCUGCACUCA